AUGGCAGAGUCGUGUGGGUACAGAGCGCUCAUCGAACCGGAGAAGAUCGCCAACCCGGCUCCACUGGGCCUCGCGUCCUUCGCGCUGACAACCUUCGUUCUAUCGGCGCACAACGCAGGGUGGGCGCCGAACCACAUAUGGAUGGGGCUGGCGCUGUUCUACGGCGGCGUGGGGCAGAUCCUGGCGGGCAUGUGGGAGUUCAAGCACGACAACGUCUUCGCGUGCACGGCCUUCACGUCCUUCGGCUGCUUCUGGAUGGGCCUCGCCACCUUCAUCCUCCUCGAACUCCUCGGCUGGGUGCCCAAGGAGGUGGUAGCGAGCGCGCUGGGGUGGUACCUGUCGGGGUUCAUGAUAUUCAACACGUACAUGUUCCUCGCCACGCUGCUCAUGCCCAAGACCGUCUGCAUCACCUUCUUCUUUCUCGAGAUCACCUUCGUGCUGCUCGUCAUCGCCAACUUCACGCCCUCCAAUAAGAACUGGAACAAGGCCGGCGGCUAUGUCGGCGUCGUCACCGCCAUCUCAGCGGGCGUGACGUCCAUGAUCGCGCUGAUCAACACGGUGGCCAAGCGCAAAGUCAUCGACACCGGCCGCCCCUUCGUUGACUUCGGCCAAGAAAUCUAA
Closterium sp. NIES-65 is the source of this 621-nucleotide messenger RNA. The record is from the annotation of a GenBank genome assembly. NCBI's taxonomy places the organism in Eukaryota, Viridiplantae, Streptophyta, Zygnematophyceae, Desmidiales, Closteriaceae.